AUGAUGCAACAGAUGGUGCUGCAACAGCAGACCUUUAUGCAGACGGUGACUGCUUCGUUUCAGCAGCAACAGCAGUCGAUGCUGCAGCAGUCACAGACGUUUAUGCAGACCAUGGAAACAUCUAUGCAGCAGCAACUGCAACAGAUGAGGCAGCAAGUUGCGAGUUCAGCGCCUGUACCACCUACAGCGCCUGGAUCUCCGGUUUUGGAGUCCUAUCGGAUAAGUACUCCGAGUCCGGGUAGGUCUCCGCCACCCCCACCACCAAGAGAUGUUCAGGAUGCGGAGAGAGAUGUCUUCGCUAAAUCCGACAAAUGGCUGCCUAGUUUGCCUGUCAUUGACUUUACGUCAUGGAAGGAUAGGAUCUCCGAAGCUUUAGGCUUCCUCACCUGGAUGGAGAAGCUGACCAGUUGGGUCGGUUUGGGUUCUGAGGUGUUCCCAAACGAGCUCAUGCAUGCUGUUCGAACAAAGGAUGAAGGUGUCCUUGGUCAGGAUAGGUUGACUGUUGAGCAGCAGAAGAGAUCAAUUAGGUUGUUGCACAUUCUGCGGCAGACCUUUGCAGGCCAUGAUAAGAGUUCUUUGAUUCUGCAGAACUAUGUGGAAGGAGCGGCUUCGUAUCAGCAAUCGGGAUUCGUGGCUCUGAGAUUAUUGGCGAAGGAGUUUUGCCUGAAAUCUCGGUCUGAGUGUCUCUACUUCAGAGCACAGUUGGUCAAUCAGACGGUGAAAGCGCCAACUAUCCCAGAAAUUGUGAGAAAGAUUGAAUCUGAGCAACAUAAGUAUUCGAAGCUGUUGAGCAGUUUGGAUUCGGAUGUGCAUGCGCAAGGACUCGAUUUGCAAGAAGCAGAUUUGGUCAUGGUGUUGCUUAGAAGUUUGCCCGAGAGGUGUCGAAGCUACUGCUUGCUUCAUGGUGAUAGUGAUUCGUUUGAGGAUCUCAAGCGGGUUGCUUUGAAGUAUGAGGUGCAACAGCGAGUUUGGUCUGAAGGACCUGGUACAAAGCUGAAUCCGUUCAAAGGUGAUGAGAAAGGAAAAGGUGGUGACGAAAAGGGAACUCCUAAAGGAAAAGGUGGCAAGAAAGGAAAAAGAGGCCGGAGCCAGAGUGCGUCCAGGGGUGGAGCUAAAGGAAACAAGGAUGUGGAGUGUUGGAACUGUGGAAAGAAGGGACAUCAUUCCGCAGAUUGCUGGGCUCCACCAAAGAAGGAUCAAGGCAAAGAGAAUGCGAAGAAUGAUGGAAAGCCCUCGCCGAAAGGUAAGGCAAAGGCAAAGGCCAAGGGUGGAAAAGAUAAAGGCAAAGGAAAAGGCAAGACAGUUGCUGAAGUGGCGCCUGACGAAGGCGAAGGUGUUGAUCUUGCUGGAGAUCAAGGAUGGACUGAGCCAGAGUCUGAGGCUCAUGUGAGCUCGGUGAUGCGGCAACUCAACGAGAUCGUUGACGAGGUUCGACGGGAUUGGAUUCCGCCGGCCCAGGAUGAGUUUGUUAUGACCCGAGAGGCAAGUGUCAAAGUUCGGAUGGCCGAAAUGGAGCAUAGGAUCGCGAGUGAUCUCGGUGAGAUGCUGGGGAAGGAUCUGCCAGGAUCGGUGAACUUACUGAGAGGAUCUCAGGUGAAUGGAGUGAGUAGCCUGAACAACGAUCAAAUGGCCAACUGGUGGCUCAUUGAUUCUGGUGCUUCGGUGACAGUGAUUGCCAAGAAGUUUCUCGAUGACUUCACGGUGAUGUCGAGGAUGCCUUUGUGCCCAAGCGAGAGGUAUUCAGCGGCAAAUGAUACGCCUGUCACGGUGUUUGAAAGGGUGAGAGUGAAAGUGAAAAUGCCUCUGUAUGAAGGGGAUUCGUAUAUUGGAAUGGUCCCUGUGAUGGUGACUGGAGUUGUAGCUGACGUUGGUCACAACAUCUUGAGCACUGAGCACAUGGUUGCUACCGGCUGGGAAGUGAAGUUUUCGAAGGCGGAGAUUUCGCUUCGUCGGGUGAAAGGAGGAUUGGUUGGAUAUGGACAGUCCUGGGCUGGAUGCCCAUGGAUUUAUCUGCAAGGUGCAGACACGUCAACCAAGAAAGUGACCUUUGGAAGGACACAUGUUAAGAUGGAUGUAGACCAAGAGGAUUCGUCAAGUCCCAUGGAAGUUGGGAACGUGUCGGCUAUGACGGUGAAGAUGAAAGAGGAACUCGAAGUUCAUCGGAUGCGAGGACAUAUCCCUUUCAUGCCUGGGUGUCCCCAUUGUCAAAAGACAAGAGGUGUGACGCAACAUCGGAGAGGCAAAGAUGUGGGUAAUCGCCCUGUGGAGCUGCAAGCAGACUUUUGUUACAUCAACUUGGUUACUGGUACCUUUGUCAAGGACCAGCCCAACGCACCCAACAUGAAGAUUUUGGUGAUGACUGAGAUGUCUACCAGAAUGGUUGGUUGUGCCCUUGUCGGGACAAGUGCGGAUCACACAUCGACUUGGAUUCGGUACUGGAUGAAUGCUUUUGGGUUGACUACUGCCGGAUCUGCGGUGUUACUUCGGACUGAUAGUGAAACAGCUGUCAGCGCGUUGAUUCGCCGGGCGAAUCUUGGGAUUCGGGUUGUGACUCAGAAAGCGCCACCGCAAGGACAUGAAUCUGUUGGUGGAGUUGAAAGAGCAGUUCGGACUUUGAAAGAGCUGUUCAGCACGAUCAGGCUUGACCUGAGAGCCCAAGGGUAUGAUCUGAAGCGCAGUCCACGUGCGUUUGAACUAGGUUUGGUCUACUGUGCUGCCAUGCACAAUCAUCAUUCGGCUGCGUUUGAUGGAAAGAAGUCUCCUCAGGAGUUGGUUUUGCAGAGACCACUGGCGGAGUGUGCAUCCACGUUGAUCGGGAUGACGGUACUUGCGGAAUUACCGGAUAGUAUGAAGAAGACUUCUUUGUCGAGAUUCGUGGAAGCAGCUUACUUGUAUCCAGAAGUUGGUGGCUUGACCCAUGUGGUGAGUUCUAUGGUGAAUGGGACGCCACAUCACUAUCGGGCGAAGUCGAUAAAGCAUAUCACUCCUCUGAAGGUUGGAAUGGAGCAUUGUGGACAUUUGCUCAAAGCCUAUGAUCCUAGCGAUACAUUGGCACCUCCCAUCUUGAAAGAGUUGGAUGAUGGGAUACCUUCUGAAGUUGAGGGUGAAGUCGACAAAGCAUUUGAAGGAAAGGUGUCACAAGGACCUACCACAGACAUGAGUCAGGUAGGACCACCUGCGGCAUGGGUACGAGAGCAUGGAGGAACACCUGGAUGUCCAGCGUGUGGUGAGAAGCGUGGAAAAGCCAAUCACAAUGCUGCCUGCAAACGGCGGUAUGAUAAGUGGUUGAAGGACCAACGUGAGAGGUUGGUUGUUGAAGGGGAGCAACAGACGGUUGGAGGUGAACCUGGAUCUAGAUCAGGAUCGACCGCGGCUCCGAAGGUUUCUUCAGAAGCGAGAAGCUCUGAGGAUGCGGGGGUGCCUCUUGUCAGUGCACCUUCGUUGAAGCGUCCAAAGACCAGUCAUGAGACUACCGGCCUGGAAGGCGAAGAGCCCUCAGCGGCGUCCAAGCCAGAUGUGAUUGAUGUGGAGAUGGUUGAGGAUCCAAGCAUUCCUUAUGAAAACAUUCCAGAUGAGGAGAUGCCUCCGGGAUACUUUGAAGAGGAACAGCCUAUGGAGAUUGAUAAGGGAGUAGCUGAAGAGGCUGCGGCAAUGAACGUCGAGUCUGAAAGCUCCCCAAGCGAGCCUAGUAGGGUUCCAAGGCUGUUGCAGUCGCUUCAUCCAAGAUUGGAUGCCCCAGAAGGUUUUACCAGUGCUUGUGAGGAAGCAAGUGCGCCGAAGUUAGCCAAAGUGGUGAAUGCUGUUCUGAUUGAAAAGAACACUGUGUAUCCCGAGCAAGUCCAGAUGUGUGGAUCGAAAGUUUGGUUGGCCAAGAUGAAGAGUGCGUUGUCUGAGCUGGAUGGGUGUCCAUUGGACGUAUCGUCAGCUAUGGAGGGUCGACGUACUGAACUUGGUAGCAUGGAUUCACAUAAAGCGGGAAGGAUUGUGUCUGCUGAUGAGGCACAUGCGUUUGCCAAGAAGCAUGGGAUAAGGAUCAUCCCUACACGAUGGGUACUUGGACCCAAGGUUGUGAACGGGAAAGAGGCAGUGCGCGCCCGGUGUGUGGUACAAGAUGUGGCUAAGGGUAGUACGGCUUCAUCGCUAGGUCUGAGUGCGACCACGCCGUCGUUGGAAGCUUUGCGAACUCUCUUGGCCAUUGCUGCCAAAGAUUCGAUGGAUAUUGCUACCCUGGAUGUCUCGACUGCAUUCUUGCAUUCCCCGUUGCCGAAAGGCGAAAAAGCAGUGAUUAUGUUGCCGCGGGAUAUGAGUUCAAGAUCUGACUAUUACGAAACGGGUCGCAUCACUCCGACUGGAGGAAGAAUUGUCUUCUUGGGAAGAGAGAUUGAGAGGAAUGGUGAGCAUCUACGGAUGAGAGUUCCACCGAAGUACAUGGAAAGUUUGUUUGAGACAGACUUUUGCAAGGACCUGAAGGUGGUGAGUAGUCCUCCGGAUCUUGUGAAGAUCAUUGAGAAGGGUCGCGCUGAUCCUGAAAAGGAUAGCGUGUUGUCGGAGGCUGCUGCGAUGCGCUAUCGAGCGGUUCUUGGAAGGAUUGCUUGGUGGGGCCAGUCUCGUCCAGACUUGGCUCGUUGGAUGUCGAUUCUUUCCCAAGGUCAGUCGAAGCCUACGGCGUGUUUUGAGCAUGCUUUGAGGCAAGUGAUUCGUUUCUUGAAAGGCCAGUAUCUGUGUUGGUCUUACUUUGGUCCUGGGAGUGAGGUCCCAGACGGAGGAUCUGCCACGCUUGAUGUGUAUGCGGAUGCGAGUUGGGCACCGCAAGAAAGUGAAGGACUGGCAACGCUGAUUGGACAAUUGGCUGGGUCCAAAGUCGAGAUUAGGAUUUGCGGAAUUCGGUUCUCUCGCAGCGACUCUGGUUCAAGCGCCACGCAAGCUAGCACAUCUGUGGAAGUCGUACCUUUGUUGAAGGACGACAUGACGGAUUCAAAGGCGGAUACCCUGAAGGGAUCCGUGGAGGCACAUUACUGGUGCAAGCAAUGCAAAUGGCUGUUUAAGACAGACCAUUCCCAUGGACUGGGAUGGACGGAUGAGUACAAGCCCAGGUGUGAGAAGUGCCAGGGCGUGAUAAGUGUUUGGGGAUCCAAUGCCUCCCACGCCUUUCAUCUCCGAGAGGGAGAGAAAGAGAAGCGGUUUCCGAAAGGCGGCAAAGGGGAAGGCAAGUCCUCCCAGUGGGUGCAAGGCGAUGGUGGAAAAGGUGAUGGCACCAAUCUGGGUGAAAGCUCGAUGGCGAAAGCUACGCCAAAGCCUGAAGGGCCACCGAGUGUGGCAACUAUGUUUCCAGAGCUUAAUGGGAGUGAGGUGCCAGCAUGGUACACUGAGCUCUGGGGGAAGAUGGGCAUCCGAGGAGCCCCUCUUGAUCAGGUGGAUCUCCAACCUCUGGUGGAAUCCUUGCCGGCUGAGGAUCAGGAGUGGUAUAAGAAGAGCUUUGAGAAGCUCAGCCACCCGAACUUUGCUGUGUUUGAGCAUGGGGAUCCGAUGCCGGGCAAAGUGGUGACAGUCCUGGAUAUGAGAUCGCAGUAUGGUGGCAAGUCUGUCAUCUGGGAGACAACUGUGAAUGGAGGUUGCAUCUACGUUGAAAUGGGCCCGGGGUUGAGUGGUUUGGCAGUGCUCAUGUUUGUGCAGUACCUGAAGAGGAAGGGGUUCUUGGUGCUUAUCCUUUUGAGUGGGCAUCAGGACCCAGGGAUCUUGCGGAUGAUGGAUCUGCUUUACACACUUCCCAUCCUGGGAGUGGAGAGAUGCACAAAGGGUGAUCUGGAGACCACCUCCCAUCCUCCCUGGGUGUGCCGAUGGAAAGAGCAUGCUCAGAAUGGCAACGUGGUGUUCAAGGCUGUGCUUUCCAAGGUGUGUUGGAUGUCUGAUUUGACAUGCCAGACACUCCAGGCUUUCGACUCUAAGGUGAAGGACCUCGGGAAGCCGUUGCCUCUGUGGGCCUACUUUGCGUACACCAACAAUGAUAUGGUGAAGGAAAGUUUGAUUGUGGAAUGCGAUCACAUGGCUGUGAAGGUUUCCAAUGGGGUGCUUGAGAGUAUCCGUGAGCCUAUGAUCUGGCAGUGUGACUGCGCGUGGCAUAUGGCCACGGACUACGCAAGCAGGUUCACUACGAACCUCCCGUGCAUCCUGUGGGAGCACAUCUGGAAGUUUUUGGGUGGGAACACUCAGAAGCUGAUGGAUGUUGAGCUCGGUUUGGAACAGGCUGCGUUAGCAGCCGUGGCUUCGCAUGACCUCGAGGUGGAAGCUGAGAACAAGAGGAAGAGGCGUGCGGAGUUGGAUGCAGCUGAGGAGGAAGCGGCUAAGAGGGCCAGAACGGAGCAACCAGCUCCAAGCUCACCUGCACCUCCGGUGCUUGAUGGAGCUAUGAUCGCGCAGAUCGCUGCAAUGGUAACAGCGAGUCUGAGUGUUGGUGACUUGGAGAAGCUGCUGGAUGAGAAGAGAAGGGCAUCUGCUUCUGGCAGUGCUCAGGGAUCUGAGCAUAGCGGUGCUCAGCAGGACCAGCAGAUGGGCCAACGGGUUGCUGAGUUGGAUCAGAUGAGGGAUGCGGCACAGGAGCGCCGAUCCCAGCUGGUUGAGAAAGCCUCUGAGAAGGCUGAUGAGGCGAAGGAUGCAGCUGAUCUGAAGUGA
Messenger RNA from Symbiodinium sp. CCMP2592, 6669 nucleotides. Lineage: Eukaryota; Dinophyceae; Suessiales; Symbiodiniaceae. The record is from the annotation of a GenBank genome assembly.